Molecule: messenger RNA, 1062 nt
Organism: Pimephales promelas (fathead minnow)
Lineage: Eukaryota; Metazoa; Chordata; Actinopteri; Cypriniformes; Leuciscidae
Gene: gemin2
Product: gem (nuclear organelle) associated protein 2
Biological process (GO): spliceosomal complex assembly; spliceosomal snRNP assembly
Cellular component (GO): SMN complex; spliceosomal complex; nucleus
Source: RefSeq, a predicted model, not a curated record
GAGCGUCAUCAUCAUGCACAGUGUUUUCAAAAUGGAGAGGUUGACAAGCACAUAGAGAGCGUGCAACAGCGAUUUAUGAAUGCUGAUUUAUUUUGAUCGCGCCGAGAAAAUAACGCAAAGACAUGAAGUCAGAUGUGGAGGAGUUGAUGCCCAGACUUCUGCCCGUGGAGUCCUGCGACGCAGAUGAAUAUAAUUUAAACGAACCGCCCAGAAACCCUCAAGAAUAUCUCAGACAGGUCCAGAAGGAAGCGUCUCUGUUCCCAGAUGUUGUUGUGGCACAAAUUGAUCCAAAGAAGCUGAAGAAGAAACAAUCCGUGAACGUGUCUAUCACAGGUUGUCUGGCCGCACCUCAAGGUUUCUCUCCUAGCUUGAAAUGGCAGCAGCAAGAAGUCAGCAAAUUUUCAGAAAUCAGACAGAGUGUUAACAAGCAUCGUCAGCAUUGGAAAGCUCAGUUUUUGGAUGAUAAUGUUGUCAUGCCCAAAACUGAAGAUGAGGAUGGGUGGAGGAGGUUCUGCUUGGGUGAGAAUGUUUGUCUUGACAUUCAGAUGAAAGAAGAAGACAAUGUUAACCCAGGUCUUGAUUAUGUCAAGACUGGUUUCCCUCCUUUCCUGAGCAUUGUCAGCAAACUAAACCAGUCAACCAUCUCUGCGGUGCUUGAGUAUUUAAUCAUUUGGUUUGAGGAGAGAGACUUUGUACCACAGUUGGGCAGAUGGCUAUAUGCAUUACUAGCGUGCCUUGAGAAGCCGCUGCUUCCCGAAGCACAUUCCCUUAUCAGAGAGUUGGCAAGACGCUGCUCAACAGUUCGUGCCAAUCUGGAGAGCAAAGACGAUGAUCGUUUGUCAGCUCUUAACUUGAUGAUUUGUAUUGUUGCCAGGUAUUUUGAGCAAAAUGAUUUGGCUGACAAAGACUGAGCAAGAGAUGGAAGAGCCUUUGCAGAGAAAAUUCAUGUGAAUUGGAGCAACUAUGAGAGAUAAUUUGGAGAUUUUGUAGAAUAAAGGGACUAUUUUGCCAAAUUUCUUUUAAUUCUGUGUAAUAUUAAAGUACACCUGUUACAAAUACAAA